Molecule: messenger RNA, 1643 nt
Organism: Phlebotomus argentipes
Lineage: Eukaryota; Metazoa; Arthropoda; Insecta; Diptera; Psychodidae
Gene: ECSIT
Product: evolutionarily conserved signaling intermediate in Toll pathway, mitochondrial
Exons: 2
Coding region: 88-1230 (380 amino acids)
Cellular component (GO): mitochondrion
Source: RefSeq, a predicted model, not a curated record
CUUUUGACGUUUUCGGAGAAAAGUCAUUUGGUAAAGACGGUGUUUAUAAUAAGGAAAAUUCUAGGAAUAUACGUGAAUAUCUCUGCAAUGACGCUACUGUACCUCAGAAGGAUGAUGCAAAGACUAAGUACCACCAGAGUAUAUCACUAUUCAACGAGUGGAAAUGCAGAAAGUGGACGUCAGACGGCGGACGAGGAGGAGCCAACGAAGGAGAAAAGUCUCACUCAUGUGUCUUUCGAGAGCAUCGCGGAGAAGAACCGGCAAUCAUAUCUCACACUGAUCCAGGCCUUUGAGACACAGGCGCGCCACAGGAAGAACUACGUGGAGUUCAUAACAUCUGCCCUGCGGUACAUGAAACCGUACGGCGUUCACAAGGAUCUGAAGGUGUACAAGGCGCUGGCGGAUGUAAUGCCGAAGGGAAAGUUCAUCCCUCAGAACAUAGUUCAGUCUGAGUUCAUGCACUACCCAAAGCAGCAGCAGGUGCAGAUUGAUCUCUUGGAGCAGAUGGAGGACAACGGCGUGAUACCGGACACUGAAAUGGAAAUCAUACUGGUCAAUACGUUCGGCAAAAGAGGCCAUCCUGUGCGCAAAGUGAGACGAAUGCUUUACUGGAUGCCCAAAUUCAAGAAUCUGUCGCCAUGGCUCCUGCCCAGGCCCAUGCCCGAUGAUGACCUCGAGGUGGCCAAGCUGGCGGUGCAGAGAAUCAUGACGGUGGACCUCCAAGCCACGGUGGAGGUGUUCGAGACCAAGGAUGUGGAGAAUGUGCUCGAUGAGACGUGGAUUGUGAGUGGGCAGACGCCCACGCAGAAGGAGCUCGUUAAACUCUAUAGAGACGCCAAGGCAAUAUAUAUCGAGGGACCAUUCAACAUUUGGCUUCGCGACAGAGCCGUGAACUACUUCAUCCUGCGUGGAGACGCCCUUCCUGCUCCACCAGCAGACACCACCAACACAGAUGAUGUUGAAACGCUCCAAGUCCCACCGGCCAUUGCGAGCAGCGUGGGCAUUGGUAUGUCCACUGGCAGGAGCGAGGUGGGACGGGUGAGGAGUGUCCAUGAGCAAGAUGAUGGAACGGUUUUAGCUGUUUGUGUCACUGGGACAUGCUCAAAAGACUCCCUCCUAUCGUGGAUAAGGAUCCUACAGAAUAAGGGUUAUGAUGAUUUAGCAAAUAUUCCCAUUCUAUUCAAGUUCCAUCCGACAAAGCGGGAGCUUGUUGCACAAACUUCCACAUAAUCGGGAGAUUUCUAUUCCUCCGCCACCGACAGAUUCUUUUUUGCCACCACCGCCCGAAAAGGGGCAUGGCGGCGAGUGGGUGGGAGAGUGUGGGUGGGUAAAAAGUCCGAUUGGAAGUGAAUGGUGGAAGAGAGACACAUCCCAAUGAGGCCAGACGGAAGAAAGUUUUCAACUAAGAUGCGAUUCAAGAACAUUUUCUGCUGCUUUGAACACACAAAUGACGGUGAAGAGAUGUGCUGUGUGUACCCACGCCACAGGGAGAGGAGCUCCACGAGAGAAAUUGGUAAGUUGUUUGUGUUUUUCGCAGAAGAGGAGGCAAGAGGGACAAAAAAGAACUGUUUGGAAUUGGUGAGGAUGGAAAAAGUGAGUCUGAGAUGUGUUUUAAAAUAAAAACAGAAUGAUAUUUAGAAGAA